This is a messenger RNA of Phaeoacremonium minimum UCRPA7, 1395 nucleotides long. Its product is annotated as putative dna-(apurinic or apyrimidinic site) lyase 1 protein. Gene Ontology annotation, cellular component: nucleus; mitochondrion. Gene Ontology annotation, molecular function: phosphoric diester hydrolase activity; DNA binding; DNA-(apurinic or apyrimidinic site) endonuclease activity. The transcript is spliced from 2 exons. Lineage: Eukaryota; Fungi; Ascomycota; Sordariomycetes; Togniniales; Togniniaceae. Gene Ontology annotation, biological process: base-excision repair. The record is from RefSeq and is a predicted model, not a curated record. The coding region runs from base 1 to 1395 and encodes 464 amino acids.
AUGGCACGCCAAUCGCCUCGCAAGUCUCUAUCGAAGCAGGUCAUCGUAGAGAAAGUCAAAGUCGAACCCGCUCCAAGCCCAAAAAAAGGCAACAGCGUCCUGGCCAAGACCAAGGUGGCCGUCACAAAAGCAAAGGUCCAGAUCCAGAAGACCGCUGCCGGCAGGAAACGGAAGGCAGCUGAGGCCGAGGACCACGAGUGCGACAGCCACGGUGAAGAAGACGAGGACGUGAAGCCGAAGGCACCGGCUCCCAAGAAGCAGCGCAAGAGCAAGGCCGCCAAGGAGGAAGACAUGGCGCCACUCGCAUCCCGCACCGCGGUCACUUCGCUGAAGAGGGCGAUGUAUAUCGGGGCGCACGUCAGCGGUGCGGGCGGCGUGCAAAACGCCGUCUCGAACGCUGUGCAGAUCGGCGCCAACGCCUUUGCGCUGUUCCUCAAGUCCCAGCGUAAAUGGGAGUCCCCGCCGCUGGCCGAUGAGGCCCGCGAUGCCUUUCACCAGAAGAUCAAGGAGCAGAAUUACGCGGCUGGGCUGCACGUCCUGCCCCACGGCUCAUACCUGGUCAACCUGGCGCAGAAGGACGCCGACAAGGCCGCACAGGCUUUCAACAACUUCGUCGACGAUCUGAAAAGAUGUGAGGCUCUGGGAAUCCGUCUUUACAACUUCCAUCCCGGCUCGACGGGCGGCGAGCCGCGGCCCCAAGCCAUCGGUCGUAUUUCCGCUCAGCUGAACAAGUCACACAAGGAGACAAAGACAGUCAUCACGCUUGUUGAGAACAUGUGCGGCAGCGGCAAUGUCAUUGGAUCUCGCUUCGAGGAGCUCCGAGACAUCAUCGCCGGAGUGGAAGACAAGUCCCGCGUAGGCGUAUGUAUCGACACCUGCCAUGCGUUUGCCGCGGGCUACGACCUGCGCAGCCCCGAGGCAUUUGCGGCCACGAUGGCCGAGUUCGACAAAGUCGUGGGGAUUAAGUACCUCAAGGCGUUCCAUCUAAACGACAGCAAGGCACCCCUCGCAUCUCACCGUGACCUACAUGCGAACAUCGGCACAGGCUUUCUAGGCCUUAGGGCCUUCCACAACAUCAUGAACUAUGAGCCUCUCCAGAACCUACCAAUGGUGCUAGAGACCCCUAUCGACAGAAAAGGCCCCGAUGGCAAGGUCAUCGAGGACAGGCAGAUCUGGGCGGAUGAGAUCAAGCUCCUCGAGAGCCUCAUCGGGGCUGAUGCCGAGAGCGCGGACUUCAAGGCAAAAGAGAAGUCCCUUCAGGAAAAGGGGGCUGCUGAGAGGACCAAGCUCCAAGACCAGGUCGACAGAAAGGCGGAGAAGGAUGCAAAGAAGGCUGCCCCCAAGAAACGAAAGGGCAAGAAGAAGGCCGAGUCAGAUGAAGAGGACAGCGAUUGA